Messenger RNA from Stegostoma tigrinum, 2904 nucleotides. Its product is annotated as serine/threonine-protein kinase pim-3-like. Gene Ontology annotation, cellular component: cytoplasm. The transcript is spliced from 6 exons. The record is from RefSeq and is a predicted model, not a curated record. Gene Ontology annotation, molecular function: protein serine/threonine kinase activity; ATP binding. Gene Ontology annotation, biological process: protein autophosphorylation; regulation of mitotic cell cycle; negative regulation of apoptotic process. The coding region runs from base 669 to 1640 and encodes 323 amino acids. NCBI's taxonomy places the organism in Eukaryota, Metazoa, Chordata, Chondrichthyes, Orectolobiformes, Stegostomatidae.
CGCCGCUUCUCUCUAUAGGAGCGGACCGAGAGGUCUGUCCUCAUUUCGAUUGGAAAAGGCGGCGAGAGGUACGUGGUGUGUGAGAGAGAAAAAAAAUAAUAUUCUUAAUCAUUGUAAUCAUCAUCAGAUCCCAGCUCCUGCACAGAUUCACAUAUACAGGAGUGAGAGCCUCGCUCUGGGACAUCCAGAUCUAACCUCGACCUACCUAGAGCAGCUCCGGGAGAUCCAGAAGCACCGGGAGACAGCGAGCCCCGGCUUCGGGAAGACCCCACCGCCCUUUGAACGCAGCAGUUGCGAAAAGCGCAGGGGAAGACCCCCCUGGACCGGGCGGCGGCAGCAGCUUCUAAUCUUUACCCAGUGCAAGCGGGCACCGACAGAGAGUGUGUGUGUGGAGACUGAAGGAGAAAAUUAACACACACGCACGUUUGUAACAGCGGGAUUUACUCACUUUGCAGCGAUUUUUUUUUAAAAAAGUCAUUUUUAUUUUUAUUCCGGACGGAAGAACUGCUGAACAUAUUUUCUGUUUGUUCGUUUCCACAUUCCACCCCUCCUUCUCCGUUGUUGCAUUUCUUUAAGAAAAAUAUUUGAGAGCAUUUUCUCUGGUGAAAGAGUAUCACCCUAGGAAAGGCGGAUAAGGGUAUUUUGGACGGCGGGGAUUCCACUUGGCGAUGCUGCUCUCCAAGAAAAUCGGAUCGUUUGCACACAUUUGCAGCCCAGCCAGCAUGGACUUGCCGGUUAAAAUCCAGUUGCAGCAAGUGAAGGAGCGGGAGCCUUUUGAGAAAGUCUAUCAGAUCGGGGCAGUGCUGGGCAGUGGAGGUUUCGGCACCGUCUACAGUGGCAUACGGCUCAGUGAUGGGCUCCCGGUCGCUGUCAAACAUGUAGCCAAAGAGCGAGUGACCGAAUGGGGCUCCCUUAAUGGCAGUCUGGUGCCUUUGGAGAUUGUGCUCCUUAAGAAGGUGGCCGGAGGAUUCCGAGGGGUGAUUAAAAUGCUGGAUUGGUACGAGCGAGGAGACGGCUUCUUGCUGAUCAUGGAGCGACCGGAGCUGGUCAAGGAUCUGUUUGAUUUUAUCACCGAGAAGGGGGCUUUGGAGGAGGAGCUGGCCCGGGUCUUUUUCAGACAGGUCCUGGAGGCGGUCCGACACUGCUACAACUGCGGAGUGGUCCACCGGGAUAUCAAAGACGAAAAUUUGCUGGUGGACCUUCGCUCCGGGGAGCUCAAACUCAUCGACUUCGGCUCAGGGGCGCUGCUCAAGGACACGGUCUACACCGAUUUUGACGGCACGAGAGUGUACAGCCCUCCUGAGUGGAUUCGCUACCAUCGAUACCACGGCAGAUCAGCCACUGUGUGGUCCUUGGGAGUACUGCUGUAUGACAUGGUGUGUGGGGAUAUCCCUUUUGAACAGGAUGAGGAAAUUUUGCGUGGCCAAGUGUACUUCAGGAGGAGAAUUUCUUCAGAAUGUCAGCAUUUGAUCAAGUGGUGCCUUGCUCUGAGGCCUUCUGAGAGACCGAUGCUUGAACAGAUCUUUGACCAUCCAUGGAUGCGGAAGGCAGAAGUGGUUAAAACUGAAGACUGUGAUAUCAGGCUGCUAAGCCUAGGCCAUGAGCACUCAAGCACAAGUUCAAGCAAGGAGAGCCUGUGAACCAUCAAAAUGCCUCGCAGCAGGAGGGGAACUGUGUAUGCUAAAGGACGCUGUGCUGGUGUCACCAGCUUGAUGUGGGAGGGGAAUGAUAGUUGCUCUGACAUCCAGACCAGUGGGGGGGGGGGGGGGGGGUGGUGUGGUGGUGGGUGGAAUCUGACUGCUGGUUACUGCUCUGAACAAAUUUUGUUUUCUGUUGGGAACAUUUAGAGUUUGGGAGAAGCAGGCCAGUACUUGGCUAUGACUGACCUUUUUUUUAAAAGCAAAAAGUGACCUCCAAACAAUGCAAACUCUGCUCUCAUAGAGCCUGGACUAAAUGUUCUUUGCUUUCUGAGUGCCUUUUGAAAGCUGCUUUAAUUCACUGGUGAUGAAUACUUGAACACAUUCUAUUCCCCUUCUAUCUUUGCUGCUCAGAAUACUUCAGUCUGCACAACUAAGGGUGUGCAUGGGGAUGCCAGAACCUGGUCUGUCAGCAAUGUUGGUUUUUCUUUUUUUUCCCAAUAGUCAUCACAACCACUAGGCAGCAGGCCCUUUUGAGUUUCUCUCCUCUUCCGUCAACCUGCGAGUUUCAUUUGUUAUGUGGCCAAGGCAUGUCGGGGCAUGGUUGUAUGCACAAUCAAUGCAAUUCAAGGACACUUUCAAGACUGUAUAUUGUAUGAAAUGUAAAUUGUUUCAUUAUGUAUUUUAAUCUGGUUUUUAUUUAUUUUUAUUCUGAAAAGUUAGACUGUCCACAGAUUUCAUGUGGCUAUUUAUUUGUUUAAUUUAUUUUAGAAGUUUCCAAACUGCUGUUCUGCUUCCAUGACACCUGUUUGGUUUGUCUAUGGUAUAUUUCUGCAUUCCUGUUUCUUUUUUCUGCAUACUUAAUAUACUGUGCACAUUUCAGUGGAUUGUCAUGUUAGUGGAAGGUGAAUGGAAGCUUGUGUCCAAAAGCUAUUCUUUUAAAAGGGCAAUAGAUGGAUUUUAUUUUCCUGACUUUGGCAUUUAACCAAGGUUCUUCAUGGCUGUUUGAUUAGUGUAAAGUAAUACAGUUGGAAAGGUUUUAAAUUAUUGAAGUUGUACAGUCUCCAUCAUUGGCUUUAGGAAGGUAGAGUGGCAGUCGACCUUUUUUAAUUUAUUUCAAUAGCUGUGUUUUGUGCACUAGGUCUAGUUGCAUUUAUGCAGCUUGGAUUUGGGAGUUGUUUUUCCAAUUUAGCUGUGUGAAAUAAAUAAUGGAUGGAGAACAUAUUUUUUUAUAUGAGCAUUUCAAUUAAAGUUCACUUUUUGUACA